AUGCCUGGGACGAUACCACUUGAUGCACCGCAGAAAGUGGCAGAUCCCACGGCUUUACGCGCUCUUCAACAGCAGUAUGGCGGUGGGCGGAAAUUUGAUGACGACGGAAGCUGCUAUGCUCACAUCGGAGAUCUGUCGCAAUCGCAGCGACCCGUUCCGCCCCCGAAUGCCAUGCGGCAGAUUCAUGCACAUCGGCAAGAAGAGCGAAAACAGAGAGAGCAGGAGAAAGAGGCUGAGGAGUUUGAGAAUGAGAUGAGUAUGAGGGUGAAGGAGAGUCGCACGGCCAUUGCGCCACCAGCGAAUGGCCAUGUUCAACAUCGAAGACAAGCACAGGUGAAUCUGGAGGCUAAACUAAUUGACAUGGCUUGCAGCUACGAGAUAUCUGGCUGCGGCUGUGCCGAGUGUGAUGGCUGUUACGAUUUUGUCGAGGCCUCGGCUCAAGGAGCUCCAGUGUAUCGCAGCGCGAGUGGCUGGGUGCUCCAUCGUGACCGAGUCCCCGAGCUCCAGCAGAUUGGCGAAGAGGACGAGGAGGAACUUCAUUUUGGAUGGUUGUUGUCGAAAGACCGAAAACCUUUCUACGGUCUUCGCAGUGAAGACCUCAUGAUCAAGUCUGAUGGCUGGCAAUGUUUCUAUGGACCCCCUCCAGCCCCGCAAGCCGUUGUAAAGACCACGUGGCUGGAGCAUUUUCAGAAGGUGUCAGGAAGAUUGAAGGAGGAAGGAAAUGUUGCGAUAAAAGCUGGACACCAUCAAGAAGCUGACAGACUCUACAGUGAGGCCCUCACUACGAUGGAGGGCUAUGAAGAGAUGGUGGAAUCUUCCAUGGACUUAAAGGAGCUGCAGGUUGCUCUGCUGGCGAAUCGUGCUGAAGCACGUCUGCGCUUACAGCGGUAUGAAGCUUGCAUGAGCGAUGCGUCAUGGUGCCUGCGGCUGGAUGAUGGUCACGUGAAAGCUGCGGUGCGAUUUGCCAAAGCCUCCAAGGUCGGCAGCGAACAGAUUUGGAAAGACAAUGCUCUGGGCCGACUGAGCCAAGCUGUGCCUUUCUUGGCACCGCUGGCGCGUCACCGGGAAGUUCAGGCCUUCUUUGAAGAAGCUGAAGUCUUGAGGUCCUGUGAGGCGCCCGCAGAAGAUCAGAGUUCGUUUGUGCCUCAGAUCGCGGAACGCUCGGAGUGGCUGUAG
Messenger RNA from Cladocopium goreaui, 1176 nucleotides. The record is from the annotation of a GenBank genome assembly. Lineage: Eukaryota; Dinophyceae; Suessiales; Symbiodiniaceae.